Phyllotreta striolata is the source of this 421-nucleotide messenger RNA. Lineage: Eukaryota; Metazoa; Arthropoda; Insecta; Coleoptera; Chrysomelidae. The record is from the annotation of a GenBank genome assembly.
GCUGGCAAACGUCAGAUUGAAAGCGAUCGAAGGAACUAAGAAAAAACGAAUUUAUUAUGGCAGCCUCGCCGCAGGUGAAGUCUCUGACGCGCAAAUUGGUGCCCCUUUUGAACAGGGUGCUGAUCAAAAAGCCGGACCCCGUCAAGCAAUCGAAAGGGGGCAUCUUGAUCCCCGAGACCAAGACCCAGUCGAAGUAUAACAAAGGCGUGGUGGUGGCAGUGGGCCCGGGGAAGUACUCCUCCAAAGGAAAGGUGAUACCGAUGAACGUUUAUCCGGGAGAUGAAGUUAUUUUGGAGGAUAUAGGCGGUAUCUCCGUGGAUUUGGACGAAGGAACGCAUUAUAUCUACAAGGAUACUGCUAUAUUGGCGAAAAUUAACAAAAAUGUCCAAGCUUGAGUGUAUUCUAUUGACAAUAUAUUAAU